Colletotrichum fioriniae is the source of this 447-nucleotide messenger RNA. The record is from RefSeq and is a predicted model, not a curated record. Lineage: Eukaryota; Fungi; Ascomycota; Sordariomycetes; Glomerellales; Glomerellaceae.
AUGGCUCAAACCGAGACUCUCAGUCUUUUGCAGGAUGUCGUCGCCAAAACCCAACAGCAGGCAAUCCUGGAGUCCGAUAUUCAGGAACUACACGACCACAUUCUCACCCAGCCGGGAGGAGAGGAAAAGCUUCAGCUUCUGGCUCAAAGCGUCAGCACGCCUGUUACCGCGAUGGCCACUAACGAUGCUGGCGCAUUCAAAUCCAAGAUGAGCGCUACAGGCUCUCUGAUUAACGUCUGGUUCUAUCAGCGCGUAACCGUCAACGUUAACGUCAACGGAAAGGACAGACAGUUUACCGCAAACCUUGGCGGGUUCUCGCCGGGCUUUCCGGGCGGUGCUCUUUUUGGAGACCUCUACUACGAUGAUAUCAAUGACGUCGGUGGUGAUUAUACCGUUCAAGCUGGCUCUAUCGGACUCUGGCUGAAUCCCCGCUUCGUCGGGGCGUAG